AAUCGAUCUUCUUACUGACUCAGUUAAGCUACAUCGGUCAACUCAUUUCUUUUUUGGUCUCGUGAUUUUCUUCACGAAACGCUAAUUUUAUUUCAAUGUAACAAAAUAUAGAUUCUUGUGUUUUCCAUACUAUUCAAAUAGCACAUUUUAUCAUUCACAGUAAAGAUAUCUUUAACAAUUUCGGCGAUGGAGACUGAUGAAGUGGUGCCUGAAAACGGAGACAUGUUCGUACAUCGAUUAAAACAACUAACUGAUGAUGAGAAAAAGAGACUGGAGGAACAGAAUAACCGUAUGAUUCCAGAGUCCAAAGCGGUUAAAUUGGAGAAAGAAGCGAAACGUCAUUGGGAUAUAUUUUACAAGCGGAAUGAGACGAAAUUCUUCAGAGACCGGCAUUGGACGACACGUGAGUUUCAAGAGUUGAUAAAUUUCAAUGCAGAUCAACGCAUCGUGUAUUUAGAAUUGGGAUGUGGUGUCGGGAACAUGAUUUACCCACUAGUUGAGGAAGGAUUCUCAAAUUUCUACUUCUACGCUUGUGACUUUUCGCCACGUGCUGUCGACUUCGUAAAGGCGAAUAAAUUGUACGAUGAGAACAAAAUGAAGGCGUUUUGUGCUGAUCUAACUACUGAAGACUUAUUCGAGAAUGUUCCUGAAGGUUCUGCGGAUAUAGCGAGCUUGAUAUUCGUGUUGUCAGCUAUCCAGCCGGCGUCCUGGGGGCACGUUGCCCGCGUGGCUUUCCGCGCGCUCAAACCUGGUGGCGUGUUGCUCUUCAGAGACUAUGGGAGAUAUGACAUGGCACAGCUGAGAUUCAAGCCAGGACACAAGAUUGCUGAGAAUUUUUACAUGAGACAAGAUGGCACAAGAAGCUACUACUUCACGGAAGAGGAGUUAGCAAAAGUGUUCACUGAAGCUGGUUUCGACAUCCUUAUGAACACGUACGUUGAACGCCGCACUGUCAACGUCAAAGAAGGCAUCAACGCGCCUCGCAUCUUUGUACAGGGGAAAUACCAGAAGCCUACAGUGAACGAUUGAGAACACAAAGGAACAAUUUGGGAUAAAAAUGAAUGAAGGAAAAGAUCUUUGCAUGUGGGAGGUGUUGAUUGAAAUUGAUAACAUUGCUGCGCUGUGCAGAAUGUGGAUGGGUUUUAAUUAUAAAUGCAGCUACACUUACAUUAUACCCAGGGAUGAUUUCCAGUGAUGAUGACGCACGAAGAAUACGAGCAUUGAUAUGCAAUAUCUUAGAGGAAAUUGAACUGCAGUGGAAGGAAAUUUCAACAAUUGAAUGAAGAAUUUAAUGCUUUAAAAAGAUACUUGAGAGAUGCUAAUGACAUCACUAAAUGAGGGUCAACAUUUUGAAGCAGCUUUGGUUAUAAAAGCGAAACAUGAACCCACUUCACACCACCCGUAAUCAAAGAGAAAUUUGAGCAACAAAGACUUCUUUAAAGGUUUACAAAACAAAAGUUUCUGUGAACGACGCACAAGCGAAGUGUGAAAUGCUGUUUGAGUAUGUACACAUUGUGACUGAUGGUUCAGAACUGAAAUGUCAAUAAAGUUUUUUUUUAAUAUCA
Molecule: messenger RNA, 1565 nt
Organism: Amyelois transitella
Lineage: Eukaryota; Metazoa; Arthropoda; Insecta; Lepidoptera; Pyralidae
Product: tRNA N(3)-methylcytidine methyltransferase METTL6
Exons: 12
Coding region: 187-1029 (280 amino acids)
Source: RefSeq, a predicted model, not a curated record